AUGGGAGGCCUAGGUGUGCGAUCAGCUGAGCGCACAGCACCGGCGGCAUACUGGGCCGCCUGGGCGGACGCUUUGGUGCCCCUGCGCGAUCGGCUCCCUGAGGGGGCCGACGGGUACACGGAACCCCUGGAAGCAGGAGGGGGCCAUGCAACGUGCCUACAGGACGCGGCUGAGGCCAGGCGGACCCUGCAGGGCGAAAGGUGGGCGGAUUGUCCCACGUGGCGCGUGGUCUUUGAGGGCCAGUUCGCACGCGCAGCGAGCGAAACAAGUGCGGGCGGCUGGCAAGGCCAUGCGACGCGGAUUCAAACCAAAUACUAUCGCGAUCGCGCGGGCCCGCAAGCCGGCAUGUGGUUCACUGCCAUCCCGGCUGAGGCAGCCACCACCUUGCCGCCGCAAGCCAUGCUAGUGGCAUUGCGACGUCGCCAGCGAUUGGCCCUGCCACUUUGCCCGUUGCAUGUUUGUUUUUUGGUCAUGCAUGUUUUAGUUGUGCUUUCCUACUUGGCAAACAUGUUUACUUCCGUAGCUUGGCUCUAG
Symbiodinium pilosum is the source of this 534-nucleotide messenger RNA. NCBI's taxonomy places the organism in Eukaryota, Dinophyceae, Suessiales, Symbiodiniaceae. The record is from the annotation of a GenBank genome assembly.